AUGGGAAAGAAGAGAAAGAACAAGGAAAAUUGGCAAAAUGGUGAGCAAAAUCAAAGUGGAGGAGGGCAGAAGGUGGAAGAGAAAGUUAAAGUUGUUGUGCUAAAAGUUUACAUGCAUUGUGAAGGAUGUAGAAGAAAGGUGUUCAAUUGCCUAAGGGGAUUUGAUGGUAUUGAAGAUAUUGUGGUUGAUAAUGCAAAUCAGAAAGUGAUUGUGAAAGGAAAAAGUAUUGAUCCAAUGAAGAUUGUGGGAAGACUUCAAAAGAAGUAUAGUAGGAAUGUAGAGUUGAUUUCUCCCAAACCUAAACCAAAUGAUGAAUACAAAGAAGAGGAGGUCCAAGAGAAACAACAGCCAAAGGUGAAAACUAUUGUGCUCAAAAUGAACAUGCAUUGUGAAGGAUGUGCACAUGAUAUCAAGAGAAAUAUUGGGAGGAUGGAAGGAAUUAUGUUUGUGGAACCAGAUAUGGAAAAUUCAUUAGUGGUAAUAAGGGGAUUGUUUGAUCCACCAAAAUUGAUAGAGAAAAUUACUAAAAGAUUGGGAAAGCAUGUAGAGAUUGUGGAGGAAGAAUCAUUUGAAGAGAAAAAGAAAGAAAAGAAAUACAAAGAAGAAAUUAUGGUGUACCCUCCCCAUUACAAUUUCCACUAUGUUGAUCCUUCAUUGUUUUUUAGUGAUGAAAAUGUUUUUUCAUGCUCAAUUAUGUGA
This is a messenger RNA of Manihot esculenta (cassava), 699 nucleotides long. RefSeq names its product heavy metal-associated isoprenylated plant protein 8. The coding region runs from base 1 to 699 and encodes 232 amino acids. NCBI's taxonomy places the organism in Eukaryota, Viridiplantae, Streptophyta, Magnoliopsida, Malpighiales, Euphorbiaceae. The record is from RefSeq and is a predicted model, not a curated record. Gene Ontology annotation, molecular function: metal ion binding. The transcript has 5 exons.